AUGAACUGGCUGGUUUGCGGUACCUCCGUUCGCGUUACCUACAUUCCCUCUCCCGCCGUUUCCUGUUCCCCCAUGCGGUCUCCCCCCGUGCGCACUACCACCAGCCCCUCUCCCCGCGUUCCCUCUCGCACCGGUCCCUCUCCCCGCGUUCCCUCUCCCACCGUUUCCUCUCGCACCGGUCCCUCUCCCCGCGUUCCCUCUUCCCGCGUUCCCUCUCGCACCGGACCCUCUCCCCGCGUUCCCGCUCGCACCAGCCCCUCUCCCCGCAUCCCCUCUCUCAACAGUCCCUCUACCCGCGUUCCCUGCGUGCACCUGGGGUUGCCUACCUCUACCGGUCGCGUUCGCAGCAGUUGGUUGCGCGGGGGUGCUGAUGUGGACGUCCGGGUUCCCUGGCAACACCCCUCUCCCCGCGUUCCCUCUCGCACCGGUCCCUCUCCCCGCAUUCCCUCUCCCACCGUUUCCUCUCGCACCGGUCCCUCUCCCCGCGUUCCCUCUCCCACCGUUUCCUCUCGCACCGGUCCCUCUCCCCGCGUUCCCUCUUCCCGCGUUCCCUCUCGCACCGGACCCUCUCCCCGCGUUCCCGCUCGCACCAGCCCCUCUCCCCGCAUCCCCUCUCUCAACAGUCCCUCUACCCGCGUUCCCUGCGUGCACUUGGGGUUGCCUACCUCUACCGGUCGCGUUCGCAGCAGUUGGUUGCGCGGGGGUGCUGAUGUGGACGUCCGGGUUCCCUGGCAACAGUGA
This is a messenger RNA of Closterium sp. Naga37s-1, 741 nucleotides long. Lineage: Eukaryota; Viridiplantae; Streptophyta; Zygnematophyceae; Desmidiales; Closteriaceae. The record is from the annotation of a GenBank genome assembly.